Messenger RNA from Ilex paraguariensis (yerba mate), 459 nucleotides. Lineage: Eukaryota; Viridiplantae; Streptophyta; Magnoliopsida; Aquifoliales; Aquifoliaceae. The record is from the annotation of a GenBank genome assembly.
AUGCAGUAUGAGCUCUAUGGCACCACGUUGGAGGAGCUGAAGCAAAAAGCUAGAGGGUUACUUACCUCUGAAAAAGAACCUUGUGCUCAAUUGAAGCUUAUUGAUUCAAUGCAGCGACUGGGGGUGGCUUACCAUUUUGAAGAAGAGAUCCGAGAUAGUCUUAAUCAAGUUCGUGAUGUAGUGAUGGGUGAUUUAUACACAACUGCAUUGCAAUUUCGACUUAUGAGAGAACAUGGUCAUCCAAUUUGCUCAGGCGUGUUUGACAAAUUCCAAGAUGGGAAUGGGAGAUUCAUGGACAGCUUAAGCAAGGAUGUGACAGGUCUUUUGAGUUUGUAUGAAGCUUCACACCUUGGAAUGAACAGUGAAGAUGAUUUGGAAGAAGCCAAGAACUUCAGCAUUAAACAUCUAAUGUCCUUAGCUGGAAAGUGGUGGAAGGACUCUGGAUUUAAGAAAACUUGA